This is a messenger RNA of Zymoseptoria tritici IPO323, 543 nucleotides long. RefSeq lists its product as uncharacterized. Lineage: Eukaryota; Fungi; Ascomycota; Dothideomycetes; Mycosphaerellales; Mycosphaerellaceae. The annotation marks the transcript as partial. The transcript has 3 exons. The record is from RefSeq and is a predicted model, not a curated record.
UCACCCUCCCGACAUCGCACCCUCACGACAUCUCACCCUCCCGACAUCGCACCCUCGCGACAUUACACCCUCACGACAGCUCACCCUUACGACGUCUCACCCUCGCGACGUCUCACCCUCGCGACGUCUCACCCUCGCGACAUCUCACCCUCGCGACAUCUCACCCUGAUAGCAUCUCACCCUCCCGACAUCUACCUCCGCACUAAUCCUGUCCGCAGUCAAUCGUCAAAUGAUCGAGCUACGCCGCAGCAACUGCUACAAGCGCACUCGACAUGCACCUACAUUACAAGGCAAUCGCCCGACCUCAAGCCUAUCAGAACAUGGAGCCUCAAGCACGAGGAAGCGCCUGUUCUGAAGCCGGUUGGAUCGGAUAUUCUCGAGCCAGUCGAAGCACCCGCCCUCACGCCUAUCAGAACGCGCAUGCUGAAGCCUUUGGAAACGCCCAUCCUCGAGCAUGUGGAAGCGACCAUCCUAAAGCUUUUGGAAACGCCCAUCCUCAAGCGCCGCUACGGCGAUCGAGCACUGCAUAAUUAUCGCCGUUAA